This is a messenger RNA of Oncorhynchus masou masou (cherry salmon), 1968 nucleotides long. Its product is annotated as NEDD4-binding protein 3-A-like. The record is from RefSeq and is a predicted model, not a curated record. Lineage: Eukaryota; Metazoa; Chordata; Actinopteri; Salmoniformes; Salmonidae. Gene Ontology annotation, cellular component: cytoplasmic vesicle.
UCUCCACGUGGCCACCCUGUCCUGUAACCAAUGGCAACAUCGGUCCAGACCCUUCCUCUGAGCCGUGACCCCUACUCGACCCCUACCCGGCCCACAGCCCUACUGGCCCGGUGCAGUAUGGGUAGUGUAGGCAGCCUAGUGGAGCGCCCGGACGGGUCCCCAGCUAAAGGCAGCCGGGCCGUGCCCCAGGUGGGACCCAGACAGACCAACAGGUUAUUAAAGAAAGGCUUCAACCAGAGAGAGCUGCUCAACUACCUCAACAUCACCAGGAAAGAGGCCAAAGUGGGUAGCGGCCCAGGCAGCAGUAGGAAGGACAUCUUCUCCAGCAUGCAGUCCAUGAAGAGAGAGCAUGGACAUGAGGAGGAACACAUCAAGCUCUACUACAAAGACCGAACUGAGGUGGACGUUUCAAAGCACUCCCUGCCAAUUGGAGGGAAAUAUGAGAAGUCUCGUCUCAGGCCAUCUGCCUUCAAGCCCGUCACACCUCAGAACUUCAGUUCCAUGCAGAACCUCUACCCUGCCAAGAUGGAGGACUCAGACCAGGGCCUGUCCAACGGGCUCCACCGGGCCUACGCACACACACCUAGAGCUGUCUCCACCUCCUCUUCCUCCUCCUCACCCUCCCGCCACGGAGGACCCACUUCCAGCGGAACCAAGGCGGUGGCGUCAGUGCGUGGUCUGAGUCAGGAGGAUGAGAACCUGUCAGACUCUGGUCAUAACUCCAUGAACAGUCUUCCUCCAUACAGACCUCCCUUCAGACCACAGCUGGCUCACAUCAGUGCCUCCAUGGGCCACAUCAACUCCAUUGGCUCUCUGGACCGAGCAUCAAAGGUUGUGGGGUCGUCGGGGGUCGCCAUGGCGGAUAUGACCAUGUCAUGCCAUAGCAUGGGAACGCUCAGCCGCCUGGCGCCAUACGGAGGGGAGGCUCCGCCCCCUUAUGAACUGUCACUCUCUGUAGAGGAGGUGGUGCGUGAUCUGGAGGAGAGGCUGGUGGAAAAGGAACAUGAGCUGAAACAGAUGAGGAGGAACCUGGAUGAGAGUGAAGGAGCCAUCGCGCAGGUGUUUGAAGGUAAACAGCGUCUGUGGGAGAAGGAGUUGGAGGAGUUGAAGCAUCUGUACACCGCCAAGCUGCGACAGGUUUCCCAGCAUGCUCAGCAUUCAGAGCGUGCACUGCAGCUGCAGCUGUACAAGGCCCAGCAGGAGAAGAACAGACUGCAGGACGAACUGAAUGCUCUGACGGGGGAGACAGAGAGAGGGGAGGGGAGUCUGAAGGGAACCAGCCCUACUCUGGAGGAGACUCAGUGGCAGGUGUGUCAGAAGUCAGGUGAGAUCUCGUUGUUGAAGCAACAGCUGCGUGAUUCCCAGGCGGAGGUGACCAGCAAGCUGUCAGAGCUGUUCCAGCUGAAGACCCAGCUGAGAGAGACCAGAGGAGAGCUGCAGAGCCGUGAUGGACAGAUAGACACGCUGCAGACAGCCCUACAUGGUGCGCAACCACGACGACAGGGGAAAGGGGGAGCGGAGGAGAGUGGGACACUAGGGUCUCGAGGAUCAGGAGGGGCAUCAGGCUCUACAGAGGAGCGUCUGCGAGCAGAGCUGUUGUUAGAGCGUUGUCAGAGCCAGGUCCAGGCUACGGCCUUCGAGCAGGAGAGACAGACGUGGCAGACAGAGAAGGAGAAAGUCAUCUGCUACCAGAGAGAGCUGCAGGCCAGCUACCUGGACAUGUACCACCACAACCAACUACUGGAGAGAGAACUAUACCAGCUCAGAGGAGGAGGAACGCUGGAGAGGGAACUGCAAGAUGUGAGGGGAGGAAGAGGAGAGAUGGGAGAUUACAGUAACGAGUCACUGGAAAGGGAAGUGCAGGAGGUUAGGAGAGGAAGAGGAGGAGGAGAGAGAGAAAGAGGAGAGGAAGACAGUACCUCCCCUGGUCUUCCCUGGAUAGAGAGGAUAGAAUCGUCUGAGAUUUGA